This is a messenger RNA of Phyllopteryx taeniolatus (common seadragon), 2707 nucleotides long. RefSeq names its product IMP (inosine 5'-monophosphate) dehydrogenase 1a (gene impdh1a). The transcript has 16 exons. Gene Ontology annotation, biological process: GTP biosynthetic process. Bases 475 to 2352 code for a protein of 625 amino acids. NCBI's taxonomy places the organism in Eukaryota, Metazoa, Chordata, Actinopteri, Syngnathiformes, Syngnathidae. The record is from RefSeq and is a predicted model, not a curated record. Gene Ontology annotation, cellular component: cytoplasm. Gene Ontology annotation, molecular function: IMP dehydrogenase activity.
AGGCAGAGUGACGUCCGCUACUGUCAGAAACAGACUUAAGCUCUGCCUGCUCCAGGAAAACGGUGGUGACAAGGUUGGGUAUAGGAAUAACCUUUGGAAUAACCAAUUAACACCGAGUUCUGCGGCUGGGUGGGUGGGGGUCUCAAGGGAGGACAGGUCUCUGCUACCUAAGAGUUAUCUCCCAUCCCCAGAUGCUGGUCAUGCCACAGGGACCUUUAGGCAAAUAAACAUGGUGUACCUUGGUCAUAAACAACUUAAAAGACUUCCUAGAAGCUUGAAGGAUGAACGCUGAGAGACUGGAGUACUUUUGUUUUUAAAGGACUUUGAUCAGGUGUGUCUGAAAGGUGUUUGUGUGAGUAUGCACUCCAAGCGAUGGUUGUGAACGCUUGCUUCUAAUUGUGACAGAGUGACUUUGUUUGGAAUUCGACGAUCCCUGAACGGACCGUUUCCGUCGUAGUCCUGGAUUUCCUUGAGAUGGAGGGUCAUAAUUACGAACGCUUCGGGGAGGAGGAGAGGGACAACUACCAGAUUGACUACCGGAGGAUUGUGGGGGAUAUGGAACCGGCACGGCCUCGCCUGCCCAGCAGAGAUGGGGAGCAGGCCCACCUUUACGGCGCCAACGUCCACGCCACGACACACGGUCACGGUCACGAGACUGCUGCACAGCGGUACACCGCCAUGCGUAUCCAAGCCGGGUAUGAACCAGAGAGUAUGGCCGACUACUUGAUCAGUGGAGGCACAGGCUACGUUCCCGAGGACGGGCUGACAGCGCAACAGCUCUUUGCCAUCGGUGACGGGCUGACGUACAAUGACUUCUUGAUCCUGCCUGGUUUCAUAGAUUUUACUUCUGAUGAGGUGGACCUAACAUCUGCAUUAACACGGAAGAUCACACUGAAGACACCUCUCAUUUCAUCUCCCAUGGACACAGUCACAGAGUCAUCCAUGGCCAUCGCUAUGGCAUUGAUGGGUGGAAUUGGAAUCAUUCAUCAUAACUGUACAGCUGAGUUCCAAGCCAAUGAGGUGCGCAAAGUCAAGAAAUUUGAGCAGGGCUUCAUUACAGACCCUGUGGUAAUGAGCCCCCGACACACCGUGGGUGACGUGUUUGAGGCCAAGACCCGCCACGGUUUCUCUGGGAUCCCCAUUACGGAAACCGGCAAGAUGGGAAGCAAGCUGGUCGGCAUUGUCACCUCCAGAGACAUUGACUUCCUGUCUGAGAAGGACCACGACAGACCUCUAGAUGACGCAAUGACCAAAAGAGAGGAUCUAGUUGUCGCACUCGCUGGUGUCACGCUAAAAGAGGCUAAUGAUAUUCUACAACGUAGCAAAAAGGGUAAGCUACCGAUUGUCAACGACAGUGACGAAUUGGUGGCCAUCAUCGCUAGGACCGACUUGAAGAAGAACAGAGACUACCCUCUGGCUUCUAAGGACUCCCGUAAGCAGCUGCUCUGCGGGGCAGCGAUCGGCACCAGGGACGAUGACAAGUACAGACUGGACCUCCUCAUGCAGGCGGGGGUGGACGUGGUGGUCCUGGACUCCUCCCAGGGUAACUCAGUCUAUCAAAUCAACAUGAUAAACUACAUCAAACAGAAGUAUUCGGAACUCCAGGUGGUUGGAGGAAACGUGGUAACAGCUGCUCAGGCUAAAAACCUCAUUGAUGCCGGUGUAGAUGCCCUCAGGGUGGGCAUGGGCAGUGGCUCCAUCUGCAUCACCCAGGAAGUGAUGGCAUGCGGGCGGCCCCAAGGCACAUCGGUGUACAAGGUUGCAGAGUACGCCCGGCGCUUUGGAGUGCCCGUAAUUGCUGACGGGGGCAUUGAGACAGUGGGGCACGUGGACAAAGCGCUGGCUCUGGGAGCAUCGACAGUGAUGAUGGGCUCACUGCUGGCGGCGACUACGGAGGCUCCGGGAGAAUAUUUCUUUUCCGACGGGGUGCGUUUGAAAAAGUACAGAGGAAUGGGGUCCUUAGAUGCCAUGGAGAAAAACAACAGUCAGAAGCGCUACUUUAGUGAGGGAGACAAGGUGAAGGUGGCUCAAGGCGUAUCAGGGUCAGUUCAAGACAAAGGCUCCAUCCAAAAGUUUGUGCCAUACCUCAUUGCUGGCAUUCAACAUGGCUGCCAGGACAUCGGAGCCAAGAGUUUGUCAAUUUUACGGUCGAUGAUGUAUUCCGGAGAGCUGAAGUUCGAGAAGAGAACAAUGUCUGCUCAGAUGGAAGGAGGAGUCCACGGCCUUCACUCAUAUUCUUUUGUACCAUUUAUGAGAAGCGACUUUACUGAGGGCAGAGGAAAGGGAAACGCCCGAUCGGGACCCGACGUCCCCGCACCUGCCCUGCUGAGCAGACGCAUGAUUCACAUGUGAACAAGCUCGACUUCAUAUUUCAUAACCAUUUUCUAGACAUCAUACACUGCUUUGACUCACUCAUAAACUUGUCUGUCCAUAAUUUCUGAAGAGCAAACAGCCAGUUGGUAAAUUAGUUAUGUGACCAUAUUUCCUCAUCAUGUGUGGGGUUUUUCACAUUUAAAUUUCAGUUUGUGUGUACCCCGCUUUAAGAAGCUUAGACACACUCAUCUGUAAAGCAUAAGGUACACCUACACCGGGGGAGGGCAAUGUUUUUUUUUUGUUUAGUUUUUUUAAUCUGGCCUACCAAGCAUUUAUAUUAUCAAGAGUUCUGUAAUAUUUGUUGCAUUAAAGUAGCCAUUUUCCCCCUACAAUA